CAGCAUUUCUGUUUGCCUAGAUUAAUGUUUUCAACAACAGUCACACUCCAGAUGUAAAAUCCAGUGAAUUAAAGGUAUUAUCCAAAUAAACUGGACAGUGAAAUGUCAGAUAGCUUGUUCUAAGUCCAGUUGAACAACUAGAAGAUUUAAACUGCCGACAUUUACUCUGUUAAAGGAGAAGUCAGUGCUGACUUUACAAAAAACCCCUAUCAUGUGACAACAGUGGAAACUUGGCUUGUAGUAAACCUGAAAAUAAAAUCGCACGUUCAGCGUUAUGUCGUCGACUGUGCUGAGUCGACACGUUUCAGAAAUUACGGAAAUAUCGUGUGCAGCCCUCUUCUCCUUUUCAUUCAAAGUCUGACGUUGGACCCAGUCCUCUUCUCCAGCAGAAUAUGCAGACAGACGGAGUUCUCACACGCGGUGCCUUUGGAUGGAGCGGUGAUGGAAACUUCACCUCUUUGUGCCCCAAUGGAACCAAAUGGGUUUGGGAUGUGUUUGGGGAAUGUGCCCAGGAUGGGAGGGAUAUGGCCAGUAUCUACCUGGGCCUCCUGUCCAUCCUCUGUUUCAUGGUGUCUUCUUUUCCACAGUACCACAAUUCGUGCAAAACAGGGAAUAUGGACAAAGCCAUUUCUAUUUGGUUCCUGCUGCUGUGGUUGGGAGGUGACUCCUGCAAUCUGGUGGGCUCCUUCUUGGCAGACCAGCUUCCUCUACAGAAAUAUACAGCCAUUUAUUACGUUUUUGCUGACUUAUUGAUGCUGGCCAUGUAUGCAUACUACAAGGUGAAGAAUAGGGUUGAAAACGGGACAGUUUUGUUGAAUGUGGUGGGUGUAGCCUGCAUCCUGGGCUUCACCACGACCCUCGUCCACCUUCCCGGGUUAGGAGCCCAACAAGAAAUGAUUCCCUCUGGGUUUAGAGGUCGCGCCUUGCUCUCAGCCUCUGAUAUUACCACUGUCAAGGCUUUUACCACAAAAGAGAUAAUAGGUUUCUGCAUCGGCUCAGUGUCAUCAGUGCUCUACCUUUGCUCCAGACUUCCCCAGAUAUACACUAAUUUCAAGAGGAAGUCGACAGAGGGAGUAUCUUAUUUUCUGUUUGCGCUGGUCAUCCUGGGAAACACUACCUAUGGUCUGAGCAUUCUACUAAAGAACCCUGAUGAGGACCAAGGAGAGAAAAGCUACGUGAUCCAUCACCUGCCCUGGCUCAUCGGCAGCCUGGGCACACUCUGUUUAGACCUCAUUAUCUCCAUCCAGUUCAUAAUGUACCGCAAAACUCUAGAGGAGGAGGGCAGCAGGGAUGAGACGACACCUCUGAUGAGCUAAUCCAGCACAGUAAGGGUGUCCUGAUGGGACAUGAGCAGACACUAGCUUCCAGUGAACCCUCAAAAUCAUGUUUCCAACACAAAAUCAAGAUGAAAACAUUUUAGUUUAAUUUUUAUAGUUUUAUUUAUUAUACUCUUUUUUUAAUGUUUACAAUGUAUUUUUAUGAGUACAGUAACAGGUGACAGUCCUCUCCUGGGUUCAGCUGCAGUGAUGUGACUCUCACUGCUCAUUUAAUGUCAGAGUUUUAAAGGGUUAGAGGGUUUCAGGUGUCAGACAUUGAGGGAAACUCCUCAAUGUCGACCUGAGCUCCUCUUCAUUUUAGGUCACACUCUCAGUUUGAUGUAACACCUCUGACAGAUAUCAGAAAUCUGCUGCAGAUGGGGUGACCAGACUACACAGAUGUUUCUCUAAAAUGAAGCCAUUGUUUUUAAGUUGCCAAAAACUUUGACAGUUAUGAACUUAACCUCUGCAUGAAGCCCUGUCUGAUCUUGUUUACAGCGUUUCAGAAUAUCUAUCUAUAUCUAUAUCUCCUGUAACUUGAAUGUUUUGCUCUAAUGCAGUGAUGGAAAAGAGGAACUUUGUUAAAAAAAAAAAAAAAAGAAUUAAUUGUAUUUAGUCAUUUCUUAUUUAUUGUUUAAAUCAAGUGCUAUAAUCCAAAAUGUUUUUUUAGCAUUUAUGUUUUUUGUGCAUUUUAGAUACAUUUUUAAUUCUAGUCAUAUGGUUUUAUUUGACUUUUUUUCUCUUUCACAUACAAACAUUUGAUCAGUUUUGUUUGCAUUGGAGAUAAAAGUCACAUGACUUGACAGAUUUUCACUACUUUAAUUUACUCAUUUUCAUUUUUACCAUUUUUUGCACAUUAUGAAGCAAAAGUUGGUUUUGUACCAAAAUGUGAGAUCUGGUUGGUGGGUCAGUGUACUGUAAACAUUAAACACAUGAACAACA
Molecule: messenger RNA, 2258 nt
Organism: Lates calcarifer (barramundi perch)
Lineage: Eukaryota; Metazoa; Chordata; Actinopteri; Centropomidae
Gene: slc66a1
Product: solute carrier family 66 member 1
Exons: 8
Coding region: 393-1316 (307 amino acids)
Source: RefSeq, a predicted model, not a curated record